Molecule: messenger RNA, 2139 nt
Organism: Artibeus jamaicensis (Jamaican fruit-eating bat)
Lineage: Eukaryota; Metazoa; Chordata; Mammalia; Chiroptera; Phyllostomidae
Gene: MAB21L1
Product: mab-21 like 1
Exons: 1
Coding region: 479-1558 (359 amino acids)
Source: RefSeq, a predicted model, not a curated record
CAGCUUCUUCUGACACAUCCACAUGCACACGCACCCCGCACACACUCGGCGCCGCUCUGCUCCGCCCGAGCCCCAGUCCCGCACGCACGAUGACUCCCGGAAAGUGUAAAUAAACCGGGAAGCGCUGCUUGUUGGGACUCCUGGAGGAGCUUUGCUGGCUAUCAGCGCAACUUUUGCUUUCAUAACUGAGAGGGGAUCUCUCCACGCCUUCCUCUCCCACCAGGAUUCUUUCAAGGAGGAAGAGGAGAGGCAGAGAAAGGGCAGGGAGAGCGGCGUUCCGCUUUAAGAGCGGCCGGGAGCCCAGACGCCGGGAGGGACCGCGGCUGCUCGGACCCCCGCGGCGGCGCGCCGGGACCGCUUCCGAGACGCUGCGGGCGCCGGCCGUUUCUGCACAAAGUUGGCUCCCGCUCUAGCAGCCGAGUUGGAUCCCACGGCCUACUGCGAGACUCCGGUGUACAACCCGGAUCUCUGCCCCAACAUGAUCGCGGCCCAGGCCAAGCUGGUGUACCACCUGAACAAGUACUACAACGAGAAAUGCCAGGCCCGGAAGGCCGCCGUCGCCAAGACCAUCCGGGAGGUCUGCAAAGUCGUGUCCGACGUGCUCAAGGAGGUGGAGGUGCAGGAGCCCCGCUUCAUCAGCUCCCUCAACGAGAUGGACAACCGCUACGAGGGCCUGGAGGUCAUCUCGCCCACCGAGUUCGAGGUGGUGCUUUACCUGAACCAAAUGGGGGUCUUUAACUUUGUGGACGACGGCUCGCUGCCCGGCUGCGCGGUGCUGAAGCUGAGUGACGGGCGCAAGAGGAGCAUGUCCCUGUGGGUGGAAUUCAUCACCGCCUCCGGCUACCUCUCCGCACGCAAGAUCCGGUCCCGGUUCCAGACGCUGGUGGCUCAGGCGGUGGACAAAUGCAGCUACAGGGACGUGGUAAAGAUGGUGGCAGACACCAGCGAAGUGAAACUGCGGAUCCGGGAUCGGUACGUGGUGCAGAUCACGCCGGCGUUCAAGUGCACGGGGAUCUGGCCUCGGAGCGCAGCCCACUGGCCGCUUCCCCACAUCCCCUGGCCGGGACCCAACCGGGUGGCAGAGGUCAAAGCGGAAGGCUUCAACCUCUUGUCCAAGGAGUGCCACUCCCUGGCCGGCAAGCAGAGCUCGGCGGAGAGCGACGCCUGGGUGCUGCAGUUCGCCGAGGCCGAGAACCGCCUGCAGAUGGGCGGCUGCCGGAAGAAAUGCCUCUCCAUCCUCAAGACCCUGCGGGACCGCCACCUGGAGCUGCCCGGCCAGCCCCUCAACAACUACCACAUGAAGACUCUGGUCUCCUACGAGUGCGAGAAACACCCCCGGGAGUCGGACUGGGACGAGUCCUGCCUGGGCGACCGGCUCAAUGGCAUUUUGCUGCAGCUCAUCUCCUGCCUGCAGUGCCGGCGGUGCCCCCACUACUUCCUCCCCAACCUCGACCUGUUCCAGGGCAAGCCGCACUCGGCGCUGGAGAACGCGGCCAAGCAGACGUGGCGGCUGGCCAGGGAGAUCCUCACCAACCCCAAAAGUUUGGAAAAACUUUAGAGGGCAGCGCAACCAGCAGCCGGACCGCGAGGACUCUGCCGGGAGUCCGCAUCAAGGGGACGCUUCCUGUCCGAUCCCCUCUGCUGUCCCGCUUGACGGCGCAAACCAUCUCUUCCUUCCAAGGGAGGGACACGGGGUUCAGGCAAUACUUUGGCCGCCUCUCCCUGGGCAGAGAAACCAGUGGGGGAAGCAGAUGAAGGAGAACCCCAGCCCGCAAGUGUUCGAGACUUCCUCACCGAGGACCCCCUGUCUCCCCAAAAAGUGCACCGUGACCCUGGAAAAGCAGCCCGUCCCCAAGGCAAGAGCUCAGGCGAGGCUGCUGGCCGGCAGCGGACUGCAGCUACCUGGGGGCUCAGGUGUGCGUGUCUGUGAGCAAACACGUUUGGAUCUGCCCCCGAAGGAGAGUGUAAUGUAUAUUUUGAUGUGUAACAAAUAUUGUGAUCUCACCUUGUCUUUGAAGUGUGGAUGUUGGUGUUUUGUGAUUUGGUGAACAGAAGUUAAAUGGCCAUUUUGGAUAUUUCCAGACGUUUUUCACUAACAAAGGUACCAUUUAAAGGUAGAUUUCCUCCUGGUACUUUUAU